AAUUCACUUUUUACGACGACGCCUGCGACUUUAGUUGUUAGCUUAACGUUCAACCGACCGGUCGUCGUCGUCGUCCUAUUGCCGCGUCUGCUCUGUCUCCCGCGAGAAGAGAGCUUAGUCGAGCCUGCAUGUGCUGCUGACUGUAUUAGAUCACACUGCAUUUUUACUUUUUCUUCUCAAGUGCAACUGUUAGAGUGAAUGGAUCAUUCGAUCCUAGUACAGAUGUGAAGAAUCGCCACAGGGAAAAGAGCCAUACGAGCCAAAACAAACCAUCGAAGGUAAAUCGUGCAUACUGCACAGUUGGACUCGUUCAAGUCUUUUACCUGCAAGCACUUUGUAUCUUGACCUCGCAAGCCACUGCAUCUUUCGUGACAUAAGCGACUCCAGUGAAAGGGCAGAUGUGUUCAACCUAACCGACUCUUCGUUACCAUCAUAGCACAGAAUGGACAUUUCCCAAACCUCGUCACCGACGGGGACGACAUCCCCAUCGCGCCGUAGUAGCAUACCGAUUCCGAAGCGCAAGAGUUCCCUUCACCUCUACAUAUCCAACAGCAUGGUAGGGCCCUCGAAUUCCUCUUCGCCUUCGUCCGCAUCAUCAAUCCAUGGCGAGGACCAAGUGAAUGAAUUUGGUGGCGGCACAAACAGCAGAGCUGAUUCACCGUUUCGUUCGCACUCGGCGUCAUCGUCCAGAUCUGCCACUGCUAUGAGUAUGCAUAGCUCGCUCCAUGUGCCUCGAGGGCAAGCAGCAACAGCAACCGCUGCAGAGAUUAAUACCAAUGACUAUCUACAGCUGCGCGAGAAUCACAAUCGGCUGAUCAACAAGUGUGAAGAAAUAACGCAAUUGAAUCAAAAUCUCGAAAGCACAAAUCAUCUACUGAAGAAAAGCAUUCAAGCCCUACAAUCGGAAAUCGCCACCCUACGGAAAGAGCGGAACGAGAAAACCAAGAAGCUUAAGAAAAAACUAUCGGAAAUUGUCCCUUCCGGCGAGGGUAUCAGCAGUGAUGAUGAAGCAUCGCAAAAAUCCUCGAAAGCAGAUAACAAAUCUAUCGAUGAAAAUAAAUCGAGCCGUUCAGCAGGUCGUAUGUCCAAGGAAGGUGAAAUGGACGGUGCGCUUAACGAGUUAGAAAAGCUCAAAUCCUACGUGAACAAUGUUGAACUGCAGCUGUAUGAAGCGAACGAAAAGAUUUCCGAGUUACAAGAAAGUAAGCAACAAUCUGAGGAGACAAUCACCAAGUUGCGUGCCGAAAAAGACGAGUUUAGUAAAAUCGCACGACUCAUGACAGUCAACAUGCAGGAAUCGAUUGAUGCCAGUCACCGGCUGGAGUCUACCUACAUUCAAGUUCGAAGAGAACGUGAUAAUCUUGUACGCAUGAAUCGAGACUCGGUAGAUUCGAAGACUGGUCCACAUGAGGAAAUCCAGAAGAUGCGAUCUGAGAUGGAAUUGAAACGGAAAACAUUCGAGGCACAGUUCAUCGAAUACAAAGCACAAAUGGAGCAGGAGCUUGCACGCAAUACCAAUGAGCAAAUAGUAACGCUACAGCUGGAAUUGGACCAACUAAAGCAGGAUCUCAAUGAAGCGCUUGACCGUGCCGAACGGGCCGAGGAGGAGGUACGCGAACUGCGGCAACAGCUUCGUAUCAGUCAGCUGCCGGAGAGUCAAUUCUACUCCCAACUAGAUCUGGACAAGUUGAGUCUCCGAGGCGAUGGCGACAACGAAUCACUACUGUCCUACGUCAGUGGGUCAGUGGUCAGCGCAGCAGUACCGCCUCCUCCUCCUCCCCCUCCACCACCUCCACCGCCACCGGUUCCUCCACCUCUUCCACCAUCGGCAUCGAUUAUGGCUGCUGCCACACAGGGGUCCGGUUCACUGGGAUUGAGUGAAGCAAUCUCGACGCAAAAAUUAAAUCACGUCGGCAUAAACCAUGUAAAUAGCAGACAACAAGCAACAGGUCUAGAUUCCGUGAUAGCCGACAUCAAAAGUGGUCGCGUGACAUUACGCCGUCGCAAACAAAAUGUGUAUAAAGACCUGGAAAGCAAUCAGGAUACCGGUGGAAGCGGUUCCACACCCAACAUCACCUCCAACAGCAGCGGCAACACCAGUCGACGUAGCCAGCAGACCUACAGCCAAAUGGCAAAUCAAAACCCUGCGCUUCGAGAAAUGUAUGAAAUUCUCGAACGGAUGAAGCGACGAAAUCGUCAGUCGAAAGUGUUGGUUGAGUUGAAUUUAGUUCCAUUCGAGGAUUCCGAUCAGAAAGAAUCUGCCAGUGAAGAUGGUCUAGUGAAAACCAAUAUGGGCAGUGAUGAAGACAGAACUGACACUACUGAUGGCAGUAGAAGAUGGCAAGCGCGAACCGUGGUUACCGGUGUUGUAGAUCUUUAAAUUAGUUAACAAACCACUUAUACGACAACGUGAUUCAACCUAACAUUGCAUUUGUUUUAAUUAAUAAGAAGAAGUAAUUUAAAUGCGUUCAGUUAGUUAAUUCUGUUCUACUUAGUAACAUUUCAUAAAACAUCAAAAAUAGGUUAUAAAUAUUUGUUUUAAUAAAAAAAAUGAAUUUUUUAAA
This is a messenger RNA of Armigeres subalbatus, 2564 nucleotides long. Its product is annotated as shootin-1. Bases 443 to 2380 code for a protein of 645 amino acids. Gene Ontology annotation, cellular component: cytoplasm; axonal growth cone; cell leading edge. Gene Ontology annotation, biological process: positive regulation of neuron migration; neuron projection morphogenesis. The record is from RefSeq and is a predicted model, not a curated record. The transcript is spliced from 7 exons. Lineage: Eukaryota; Metazoa; Arthropoda; Insecta; Diptera; Culicidae.